AUUCUCAGUAAGUCAGUUUCUCUUUUUCAGUUUCUCAAUUUUUUCGUCGCACCCCUACGGACCAACCACACCGGUUCUCCGCCUCACCACGGGUCAUGCCCUUACCAUUUUUCCACCUCACGGCUCACGACCUCACCAGUCACCAGUCAUCCCAUCAAGAUUCAGGCCGGCGUCACUCGUCAGUCGCAUCACGCCCUCACCAGUCAGCCCGUCAAGACUCAGAUCGGCAUAACUCAUUUCAGAAAACAAACAGCCUAAAGAAAAUGGACAUUGAGCAAAAGAUUUGGGCUUCAGCUGCAGUGCUUUUCUUGACUACGGGUAUGGCUGCUUUCGACCACGCAGCGUGGCUUAUUUGCACUGCUGCAGCGCUACUACUGGGCGGACUUUUUGUAAUCCGCAAUUUUCCUCCAGUACUGUAUAUUCCACCUUAUGUUGUGCUUCCCCUUGCUCAUUUCUGCGAAGGCAUUGUAAUGAUAUUCACGCCGCUCUUGUUGAAACUGCUCUCCGGCCUGCAAGUAGACAAACCUCUUUUAUCUCUGUUCCUCUUCAUGUCUGCCGCGAGUUAUUUCUGUGUGCUCAUGAUGUUUAGGCCUGUCGUUACUGAUUUCUCGCUACUUUACUCUGUUACCUUUGCAUUUUUGUUGCUGCUGAGGGCCAUGGGUUCGGAUUCGGAUGGCCAACUUGGCUAGCUCCCUCCCUUUCAGCCUUGUUGUAUGUUCUUCGAAUUAUCCUGGAGUUUCGGGCUGAUGUCCGUGCAGCUGCUAGACGUGAUCAGUAGUUGUAUGAUGUUUAUGUUAUUGACAUAGACUUAGUUGUUUCUAACUUAGUUUUAUUGCAGAGUUGUAGUUUAGUUAGUGUCAUUACAAUGUUGGUUGUUGCUAAAAAAGUACUCUGGAAUAUCAAUAUAUGAUAUAGACUA
Molecule: messenger RNA, 919 nt
Organism: Nicotiana tabacum (common tobacco)
Lineage: Eukaryota; Viridiplantae; Streptophyta; Magnoliopsida; Solanales; Solanaceae
Source: RefSeq, a predicted model, not a curated record